Pseudoliparis swirei is the source of this 2091-nucleotide messenger RNA. RefSeq names its product rho GTPase-activating protein 22-like. The coding region runs from base 1 to 2091 and encodes 696 amino acids. Gene Ontology annotation, biological process: wound healing, spreading of epidermal cells; negative regulation of Rac protein signal transduction; activation of GTPase activity. The transcript has 9 exons. NCBI's taxonomy places the organism in Eukaryota, Metazoa, Chordata, Actinopteri, Perciformes, Liparidae. Gene Ontology annotation, molecular function: GTPase activator activity. The record is from RefSeq and is a predicted model, not a curated record. Gene Ontology annotation, cellular component: focal adhesion.
AUGGGACUCAGCUGCUUCAAGUCCUGGAAACAUGACAGCACAGGCCACAAAGGGAACAGAGACGUGUUGGCCAGCCCGGGGUCCUACUUCUUCCUCUCCAACAGCGCCGGUCAGGGCGACGAGUGGCUGAAGAGCCUCAACAAGGGAGUCUGGAUCCCUUUCACAGGAGUCUUCGGUCAGCGUCUGGAGGAGACGGUGCUGUAUGAGCGGCGUUACGGGGUGCGUUCGGUUCCUCUGGUGGUGGAGCAGUGCGUGAACUUCAUCCGGGAGCGCGGGCUGCACGAGGUGGGCUUGUUCCGCCAGCCGGGUCGGACCAGCCUGGUCCACGAGCUGCAGGAGGCCUUCGAUGCAGGGGAGAGGCCGUCCUUCGACAGUCGCACAGACGUCCACACGGUGGCGUCCCUGCUGAAGCUCUACCUCAGACAGCUGCCGGAGCCUCUGGUUCCUCACCGACGCUACCAGGACUUCCUGCUCUGUGGUCAGAAGCUGUCGAGUGACCGCACACUGGUUUUGGCUGAGUUGAGGAAUCUUCUUCACGAGUUGCCGGUUGCAAACUUCAACCUACUGAACUUCAUUUGCCAGUUUCUAAAUGAGGUCCAGAGUUACUCCGGCAGUAACAAGAUGAGCGGGCAGAACUUGGCCACCGUGUUCGGUCCAAACAUCCUCCGAGCCAAAGCUGAAGACCCGCAAAGCAUCAUGAGAGGUGCGGCGCUGGUCCAGAUGCUGAUGUUGGAGCUGAUCCGAGAGCACGAGUCUCUGUUUGCCAAAGUGCCCCCGACCACCUCCGCCCGUUCGCCCCGAGGUUUGCAUCAUUCGCCGAGCGCCCUGAGGCAGCCUCAUCUCCGCCCGCUGCCCUGCCUCCGCCAGCUGUCGAUGCCUCUCAUCGUCGAGCGCUCCAGAGAGCCGGGCCAGAACCACAGCUGCGCCUUCUCCGCUGCUGCCAAAUCCGACUUGACCUCUGGCCAGAAGAGGUUUCUCGGCCACCGCUACACCUCCUCCCACCCGGAGAACUGCUUCUACCCCUCGCCCUCCUCCAGUCAGCCCCUUCAGCACCUCUCUGAAAGACACAACAUAGAUUACCACCGGCACCACGCUGGGCAAGGACCGUCUUCUGCGAAUGGCCAAGCCUCGACAAACAGCCUACAAGACCCAGUGCCAGACAGCUGCACGCCCAGAUCGAGUCCCAUGAGCUGGGCCAAGGCCUGGCCCGGCCCGGCAGACGCGGCCAAUGGUUUCUGGAGCUCUGGAGCCGCAGAGGAAGCCAGCGCAGCGCCAGGAACAGCCAGCGGGGGAAACAGCGAGGCCCAAGAGGACAGCAACCUUUCUGUCUACGACAAUCUGCACAUGGUGUCUCUACGUCACAGGUUGGAGGGCGGUGGGUAUUUCGAAAGCAACGAUCCAGGAGGCCACGCCGGCCCUUGUGGGGAGGAGGCAGAGUUAGAGGAGGUGGGGCAAACAAGGGAUUCCUCAUCUUCAUGGUCUUCCUGCGAGGUUCUACCGUUGGACGAGGGCGCGGUCAGGCCUGACGUAUCACCAAAGACACCGGUAACUUCAAGUCGGGUCUCAGGAGAGGAAAACGGCGAUAAGGACGAUCACGAAGACGGCGACGACAAUCAGGAUAGCGGGGAAGACGAUUAUGGCGGCGGCGACAACGUCCACCACCCGAACUCCCCGGCCUCCUGCUCCGCAGUCAGUGACAGUAAUCCUCUCAGUACGGGCAGCUCAGAGGUGUUCCUCCCCUCUUGUACUCCAGACCUCCAGGUGCCUGAGCCUCAGCCCGGGGGCGCUCACUCACUCCUGGCCAAGCUGCGGCAUCAGAUGGCCCGGCGGAAGGCCGAGUACCAGACCAGGAUACAGAGGUUGGAGCGCUGCAACGACGUCCUGGAGAGGCAGGUGGCGGUACUGCGGGCCAGUCUGGAGCAGCAGAGGCGGAGCCGCAGCGACGCCGAGAUCAAGAUCGGCAACAUGGAGCGAGACAAAGCCGACGCCGACCUCCGAAACGACGCGCUGCAGAGAGAGAUGGAGAUGUUCUUCCGGAUGUAUGGCGAGGCCAGGAGAAGAGGAGGGGAUGCAGGAGGAGGGAGCCUCUGA